AUGCAAAGGGAGCCGCUCAAAGCAAUAACGAGCAGUUAUAACACCGCGUCAACCAACUGCCUUUCGGCAGUGGCAGGAGUUCUCCCGCUAGACCUCGAGGUCAGGAGGGUAGCGCAGAAAUGCAAGAUGCGAGCCGGAGAAAUAACAAACGAACAAUAUGAACAAGGGCUCAGAACGCUCACAGAGGAGUGGCAAGCCAGAUAUGAAGCCGUGGACAAGGGUGAAUGGACCAAGUUCAUGAUCCCGGACGUGGCAGCACGGUGUGGACUGCCACUGGAGUUAGACCACUACACAACCCAGUUUUUGACCGGACAUGGAGACUUCCGCAGCGAGCUCUACAGUUUUAAGCUCCAGAACAAUCCCAACUGUGUCUGUGGAAACGGGGCAGAGACAGUAAGGCAUGUGCUCAUGACAUGUACAAGGACACAAAGGUUCCGCGAAGAGCUCAUGACAACUUUGAGAAGUGAAGGGGUGGACUGGCCCCCGGAAAAAGGCGCCUUCCUCAGUACCAGGAAAACGUUUAAGGCACUCAAAAAGUUUAGCAAAAACAGUCUGCAGAAUAGAACGGAUAGGUAG
This is a messenger RNA of Macrosiphum euphorbiae (potato aphid), 576 nucleotides long. NCBI's taxonomy places the organism in Eukaryota, Metazoa, Arthropoda, Insecta, Hemiptera, Aphididae. The record is from the annotation of a GenBank genome assembly.